Brienomyrus brachyistius is the source of this 906-nucleotide messenger RNA. RefSeq names its product nematocyst expressed protein 3-like. NCBI's taxonomy places the organism in Eukaryota, Metazoa, Chordata, Actinopteri, Osteoglossiformes, Mormyridae. The transcript has 2 exons. Bases 1 to 873 code for a protein of 290 amino acids. The record is from RefSeq and is a predicted model, not a curated record.
AUGGGUUCACUGUCCAGCAGCAACAGACGCAACACUUGCUUCGCCGUGGCUGCUGGCAGGGCUUACCUCACGGUCCUCGACCCGGCUGUGUUAAUCACAGCCUCCAUCUCUGCAAAGCUGACUCCCGGGGCACUCCUCCUCCUUACGUCAGUCCCAGAGGCACACCUCCUGGCAUGCUCAGUUUCCAUGCCUCGUCUCCCCGCUGCUUUGCCUGUGCCUAAGACCCUGAGUAAGAAGUUCUUUUACUGGCGGGAUCUGGAGAAAGCAGAGGAAAUGCUGAGGAAGCUGCUCCACCUAAGGAAGAAGGAGAAAGCUUCCUCAGCAGGAGACGCCGCUUCUCCCGAGGCGGCGCCCGAAGUCUCUGCAGCCCCUUCCCCCGAGGCGGCGCCCGAAGUCUCUGCAGCCCCUUCCCCCGAGGCGGCGCCCGAAGUCUCUGCAGCCCCUUCCCCCGAGGCGGCGCCCGAAGUCUCUGCAGCCCCUUCCCCCGAGGCGGCGCCCGAAGUCUCUGCAGCCCCUUCCCCCGAGGCGGCGCCCGAAGUCUCUGCAGCCCCUUCCCCCGAGGCGGCGCCCGAAGUCUCUGCAGCCCCUUCCCCCGAGGCGGCGCCCGAAGUCUCUGCAGCCCCUUCCCCCGAGGCGGCGCCCGAAGUCUCUGCAGCCCCUUCCCCCGAGGCGGCGCCCGAAGUCUCUGCAGCCCCUUCCCCCGAGGCGGCGCCCGAAGUCUCUGCAGCCCCUUCCCCCGAGGCGGCGCCCGAAGUCUCUGCAGCCCCUUCCCCCGAGGCGGCGCCCGAAGUCCCUGCAGCCCCUUCCCCCGAGGCGGCGCCCGAAGUCUCUGCAGCCCCUUCCCCCGAGGCGGCGCCCCCACCUGAGGCAUAGGUUCCUCUAUUCUGCUCUAGUCCCCGUUCCUGU